This is a messenger RNA of Engraulis encrasicolus (European anchovy), 987 nucleotides long. RefSeq names its product membrane-spanning 4-domains subfamily A member 4A. The transcript has 9 exons. The record is from RefSeq and is a predicted model, not a curated record. Gene Ontology annotation, cellular component: membrane. Lineage: Eukaryota; Metazoa; Chordata; Actinopteri; Clupeiformes; Engraulidae. The coding region runs from base 38 to 682 and encodes 214 amino acids.
UCUUCUCUGGGUGUGUGUGUGUGUGCAGGGCGAUGCGAUGAGGUUCACGUUCCGUUCGGACGAGCGUAUGCUCAUAACCAUCCCCCUGGGCAGCUUGCGUCAGACCCGCUCAGGUCACUUGAUGCCGGAGAAGUUCAGCUGCGUCUUCAAAGACACGUACAAGGUCUUCCAACGCGGCCAACCCAAAGCACUCGGGACACCUGCGUACAAGGUCUUCCAACGCGGCCAACCCAAAGCACUCGGGGUGUGUCAGCUGAUGGUGGGUGUGUUUGUCAUCAGUAUGGGAGUUCUACUGUCCCAGAACGCCACACACACAGAUCCAAACACACACACACACACACCGGACAUCAGCCCUCUACUGUACACCCUGCCCAGCAUACUGUUCAUCAUGUCUGGAAUGUUGUCAUUCGCUGCGGGACACACACCACAUAUGGGCAUGAUGAAGUUGUCGUUUGCCUGUAACAUCGUCUGCAUCUUCUGGGCCAUAGCAGCUGUUGUCCUGUGUGCACUCGCGUACGGACCACAGGAGCCGCCCCAUAGUCUGGGCCUGAUGGUGUGUGUGUGUGUGCUGUUGGCUGGAGAGAUGCUGGUCGCCGUGGUGAUGGUGUACUGGCAGAGCAAAGCGGUGUGUCGAGAUCACUUCAACAUUCUGCCCACGAUCACCCUGAAGCAGGAGACCUGAGAAUCAACAAUCAAGCCUGUGUCUCACACACACACACACACACACACACACACACACACACACACACACACACACACACACACACACACACACACACACACACACACACACACACACACACACACACACACAGUGGCCAGGUGUGCGGACGUACGCACCAGACGGCAAGAGAUGUUUUUUUUUUAUGUUUUUAUGUAUUAUGUCUAUUAUGCUUUCUAUGCAACAGGUUAUGUUUUUUUUUAUGUAUUAUGUCUAUUGUGCUUUCUAUGCUAUUCAGAUUCUGUUUUGUGAAUAAAGAGUGCUUA